Molecule: messenger RNA, 4764 nt
Organism: Nycticebus coucang (slow loris)
Lineage: Eukaryota; Metazoa; Chordata; Mammalia; Primates; Lorisidae
Gene: STRIP2
Product: striatin interacting protein 2
Exons: 21
Coding region: 44-2560 (838 amino acids)
Biological process (GO): cytoskeleton organization
Cellular component (GO): cytosol
Source: RefSeq, a predicted model, not a curated record
CAGAGCGUGCUGAGCCCUGAACAGCGGAGCUGCUGCCCGCUGCAUGGAAGACCUGGCGGUGCCCGGGGCCGGGGGCCCGCCAGCCAACGGCAACGGCAACGGCGGCGGCAACGGCGGCGGCAAAGGGAAGCAGGCGGCCCCCAAGGGCCGCGACGCGUUCCGAAGCCAGCGGCGGGAGUCGGAGGGCUCCGUGGACUGCCCCACUCUGGAGUUUGAGUAUGGAGAUGCAGAUGGACAUGCAGCAGAGUUGUCAGAAUUGUAUAGCUACACUGAGAACCUGGAAUUCACCAAUAACAGGAGAUGCUUUGAAGAAGAUUUCAAGACUCAAGUACAAGGCAAGGAAUGGCUGGAAUUGGAGGAAGAUGCUCAAAAGGCCUAUUUAAUGGGACUACUAGACCAGUUGGAGGUGGUCAGUAGAGAGCGGCGGCUGAAGGUGGCCCGGGCUAUUCUCUAUCUGGCCCAAGGCACUUUUGGGGAAUGUGAUUCAGAGGUCGAUGUGCUCCACUGGUCCAGGUACAACUGCUUCCUGCUCUAUCAGAUGGGGACCUUCUCAGCCUUCCUGGAGCUACUUCACAUGGAAAUCGACAGCAGCCAGGCCUGUGGCAGUGCCCUUCGGAAACCAGCCGUCUCCAUUGCUGACAGCACAGAGCUCCGAGUGCUGCUGAGUGUCAUGUACCUAAUGGUGGAAAACAUCCGCCUGGAGCGAGAGACAGAUCCCUGUGGGUGGAGGACAGCCCGGGAGACCUUCCGCACUGAAUUGAGCUUCUCCAUGCAUAAUGAGGAGCCUUUUGCCCUUCUGCUCUUCUCCAUGGUUACCAAGUUCUGCAGUGGCCUGGCUCCCCACUUCCCCAUAAAGAAGGUCCUGCUUCUGCUCUGGAAGGUGGUCAUGUUUACCCUUGGUGGAUUUGAGCAUUUGCAGGCUCUCAAAAUACAGAAGCGGGCAGAGUUGGGCCUGCCUCCACUGGCUGAAGACAGUAUCCAGGUGGUGAAGAGCAUGCGUGCUGCCUCCCCACCCUCUUACACUCUCGACCUGGGGGAGUCUCAGCUGGCACCACCACCCUCCAAGCUGCGAGGCCGCCGUGGUUCUCGAAGGCAACUCCUCACUAAGCAGGACAGCCUGGACAUCUACAAUGAAAGGGAUCUCUUUAAAACUGAGGAGCCAGCCCCAGAGGAGGAAGAGGAGUCUGCUGGUGAUGGGGAACGGGCCUUGGAUGGAGAGUUAGAUCUGCUGGAGCAGGACCCUCUGGUGCCACCUCCACCCUCACAGGCACACCUCUCUGCUGAGCGGGUGGCCUUUCCCAAGGGCCUGCCUUGGGCCCCAAAGGUCAGACAGAAGGACAUCGAACACUUCUUGGAAAUGAGCAGGAACAAGUUCAUCGGAUUCACCCUGGGGCAGGACACAGAUACCUUAGUUGGAUUACCCAGGCCCAUCCAUGAGAGUGUGAAGACUCUGAAGCAGCACAAGUAUAUCUCCAUCGCAGAUGUGCAGAUCAAGAAUGAGGAGGAGAUGGAGAAGUGCCCCAUGUCUUUGGGAGAAGAGGUGGUACCAGAGACGCCGUGUGAAGUCCUCUACCAGGGCCUGCUGUACAGCCUCCCGCAGUAUAUGAUCGCUCUGCUUAAGAUUCUGCUGGCUGCAGCCCCCACCUCCAAGACUAAGACAGACUCCAUCAAUAUCCUGGCAGACGUCCUGCCUGAGGAGAUGCCUGUCACUGUUCUCCAGAGCAUGAAGCUGGGCAUCGAUGUGAACAGGCAUAAGGAGAUCAUUGUAAAAAGUAUCUCUGCCCUGCUCCUGCUACUCCUCAAACACUUCAAACUUAACCAUAUUUACCAGUUUGAAUAUGUAUCGCAACAUUUGGUAUUUGCCAACUGCAUCCCCUUGAUCCUGAAGUUCUUCAAUCAAAAUAUCUUGUCAUACAUCACUGCCAAAAACAGCAUCUCGGUUCUUGAUUACCCUUGCUGUACCAUCCAGGAUUUGCCGGAGCUUACUACUGAGAGCCUGGAAGCUGGAGACAACAACCAGUUCUGUUGGAGGAACCUCUUUUCCUGCAUCAACCUCCUAAGGUUGCUCAAUAAACUGACCAAAUGGAAACAUUCCAGGACCAUGAUGCUAGUGGUGUUUAAAUCAGCUCCAAUCCUAAAGCGGGCCCUCAAGGUCAAACAGGCCAUGCUACAACUUUAUGUCCUAAAGCUGCUAAAGAUACAGACCAAGUACCUGGGGCGCCAGUGGAGGAAAAGCAACAUGAAAACCAUGUCAGCCAUUUACCAGAAAGUACGCCACCGCAUGAAUGAUGACUGGGCUUACGGAAAUGACAUUGAUGCCAGGCCAUGGGACUUCCAAGCCGAAGAAUGUACUUUGAGAGCCAACAUUGAGGCUUUUAACAGCCGCCGGUAUGACCGACCCCAAGACUCUGAAUUUUCACCUGUGGAUAACUGCUUGCAGAGUGUACUGGGGCAGAAGUUGGAUCUGCCUGAAGAUUUCCACUAUUCAUAUGAGCUCUGGCUGGAGCGUGAGGUGUUUUCACAGCCCAUCUGUUGGGAGGAGUUGCUCCAGAAUCACUAACUGAGCUCUUGUCAACAAAGCAUCUAUAGAUGGAGGUUGGCUCCAAUAAAUGGUGCUCUGUCUACCUUGCCCAUCCAGCCUUCGUUUCCAUUUCUAAGAGUGGUUGUCAAAAGGAGAUCUGGCUAAGCCCUAGGACAUCCAGUAUAGUUCAGGGUUUGUCUGGGGGCUAUUGGGCCUAGAGAUGCUGCAAGGCUAAGUCACAACAAAAUGAUGAAUUAUUUUUGACUGCAGUAUGCCCAGGGAUCAGUUGGGUGCCCAGUUGGCCUUGGAAAUCUUUUAGUGGAUAUGUCCUGGACAACCUCUUUGGUGCGACAUCAUCCUCCCUGCUUUAGUCUUGGCUAGAACCAGGCUAGCCUUAGCUGGCCACAAGAGAGAGAGGAAGUUUAUUGUGGCAUUUGAACCCUAACUUUCAUCACAGACAGUGGGAGGUGCAGUUUGUGAAUUAGGGAGAAAGUUUUCUUCUUAUUCACUGUGGAUUCUUAGGACUUCUAAGAGGUUUGGCAAAACCAACUUAGAAAUUAAGUCUAUAUUUUAAGUUUUAAAUUUUGACAGUCACUCUUUCUAAAAUCAUUAGCCCUACAAUGAUUUUAGAGCACCUUCACCUUUAUGGAAGAUGAUGAUUUACUAUUCCCUAAAUAGUGCAUGUUAUAGAAAAGUAUGUUGUGUAGAGUUUUUUUUCUUUAUUCCCUAAAAGGUCUGUGUUCAAUGUGAAUAUUAUUUCCUUGUGUACUCUAUAUAGGGCAUGGAGUGCUCUGCUAUUUUUAAAGAGUCACAUCCAAUACCAAUAUGAAACAAUCAGGCCAUCUUUAAGGCCUGAUUGUUUUUUCUGAAACUACUUUAGUCUUAAGAUGGCUGAGUACACUGCAGAAAAUUAUCCUUUUCAUGCAGUUAAUUUCUUAAAUGACAAGUUAGCUAUAGGAGGAUUUAUUUAUUGAGAUGGCAUGUUCAUUUGUGCACAAGAUUUAUUUAUUUUUUUAAUUGAAAAGCACAGUAAGAGCAUCGCAGCUUACCAUUUUUCUUUUUCUCCAAUGUUGAUUGAUUUUUUUUUUUUAUUUACUGCUAGCGGUUUCAAAGUGUCAUGUGGAGAUUUAGCAAUACUGUUUCUACCUAAAAGUAUUGCACAUUUCAUUGAAAACAUUAGGCUUGAUAUACGAACCUCUUUACACUUCUUUCAUUUACAGCAGAAUUACAGAGUACCCAAAAGAAACUGGUUUUAGAAAAAUUUCUGAUUUAUUCAGGAUUAUUUUAUUUCUAUCCCCACAAUUAUGACAUCUGUAUCUUCAGGCCUUUUUACCUUCAGUGGUGCAAAUCCCCUCCCCAACAUAGACACUACUGAAUCUUUCACAUGAUGACACCAGGUCACUCUGUGCUAGGACACCUAGUCAAAAUUUGCUUAUUUUGUCUUUUGUCAACCACAGUCUCACUUGCAGGUCAUGAUAGAGACAAUAUCAAAAGGAACAAUACCAAAAUCUAGUAGGUAAACUUUGGAAUUUAUGUCUUUGUGCUUCAGGAGAGCAGGAUUUAUGUUUAUGGCAGGGUCAUGGAGAAUUAAAUAUGUAAUGGAUGAAACUUCUUCAGAUGAUUUGUAAAUUUUAUCUAAGUAAAUAGUCCUAGUGCAAUAAAAAUUUACUAAGAAUGUCUUCUAUGAAUGUUAUUAAUCUAGGGUCAGGCUAGAUUUCAGUGUGAUUUUAAUGAAAAGACAAUUUUCAAGGAAAGAGCAAUCAUCAAUCUAUUUCCUUUAAAGCCAUAUAGAUAUUCAAAUUGUGUCAAGAACAAAUAAGUUACCCUUUUUAAAGUACCCAUGGGAGUGCCUUUUGAGGUAUGGAAGAAUGCUAAACUUUAAAAUUUCAUGCUUUAUUAUUUACAGCUGUUCUCUAAGGGAAGAUUAAUUCUCACUGCAGAUGGAAAAACUAAGUAGUUGUUUUUUCCCAUGGACUCGCUGCACCUAGCUUUCAUGUAUUGCCAGCCAGCCCCUUAUGCUAAGAUAACCAAGUUGACCCUCCCAGUUUGAGAAUUCAUGAGUGUAGUUAGGAAUAAACUCAGAUUGACCAAUCUCCAAUACUGAUUACUGUUACUGCAUAGAAAAACAUUAUUCGAGUGAUUUAUAAAAUAGAAGAUUUUCAUUUGUCAAUGUUUCAACAACGUUUGUGUGGAUUGUUGAUAAACACUCUGUACUGAAGCACUUUAAUAAAAAUAAUCUGGAA